Messenger RNA from Photinus pyralis (common eastern firefly), 2881 nucleotides. Its product is annotated as protein FAR1-RELATED SEQUENCE 5-like. NCBI's taxonomy places the organism in Eukaryota, Metazoa, Arthropoda, Insecta, Coleoptera, Lampyridae. Gene Ontology annotation, molecular function: zinc ion binding. The record is from RefSeq and is a predicted model, not a curated record. The transcript has 4 exons. The coding region runs from base 165 to 2786 and encodes 873 amino acids.
UACCCCGUGCGCAUGGAACUAUAGUCCUCUAACUCUUGCUCCGUGCGCACGGAGCAGCAGUGGGUAUUCUAGCACCCCGUGCGUACUAUGCUCAGACAUCAGCUGUGAUUUAAGAUAGGUUAGGUUGUUUUGGGUUAGAAGCACGAUAUUGUUUCAAUAAUAAAAUGAAGGAGGGUGCGUUAUUUGCAACAUUGGAACAGUUGGAGCAAGAAAUAAAAGAAUAUGAAGCAACCAAUUACGUUACUCUACAGAAAAGAGAUUCCUGUUUAUUAUCUAAAGCUGUCAAAAAAUAUCCUAGAGCUGCAAGAGGAAAUCGGAACCUUAAGUAUUACUAUGUCGAGUAUACAUGUUCAAAAGGAGGGAAGCGUUUCAAGAGUCGUGGAAAAGCGAUAAGAAAAUCUUCUACAAUGUAUGAGGGAUGCCCCAUGAAAAUAAAAUUCGUUCUUGCAGAAGAUGGUAAACACCUACUUUGCAAAUUACUACACGAUCAACACAACCAUAUCAGAAAUAAGGAUGCGUAUAAGCACUUUGCCAAAAAAAGGAAACUAGACAGCGAAGAUCAAAAGGAAGUUCAACAACUACUAAAAUUACGAGCAAAUCCGAAAGAUGUUCAAAACUACAUCAUGCAAAAGACUGGAAAAAUUAUUUUGAGCAAAGACAUACGUAAUAUAAAGUAUGUUACAAGAUUGCCAUUAAAGUCAAACGAUUUGGAGAAAAUUGUGUCAAUAUUAUCUGAAAAUGAGGGCUGUGCUGUAGAAAUCGCGCACGACCAAGAGGGCAAUUUAAUUGGCAUUUAUUACCAAGAUUUUUUCAUGAAACAUGUUUUUCAGACAUUUCCCGAAUUGUUAAUAUGCGAUGCUACUUAUAAAUUAAACGAGCUGAAUAUGGCAUUGUACAUACUCCUCGCAGUAGAUGGUAACGGUCAAAGUGAAAUUGUGUCUACUUUUUUGAUGGCUGAUGAGAGUAAAUCCGCUAUCGAAGUAAUGAUUAAAACGUUUAAAUACAAGAAUGAGGCAUGGGUUAAGACAGUGACAAUAUUAACCGAUAAAGACAUGACAGAGAGAAAUAUUUUUAAGAACGAAUUUCCACACGCAGACGUUUUACUUUGUCUUUUUCAUACACUUCGGACAUUUAGAAGGGAGAUUACUAUUGAAAGGAUGGCCAUAAAAAAAGAAACGAGAGAAAAGUGUCUUCAAGUAAUACAAAAAAUAGCUUACUCGGCAACUCUUAAAGAAUAUAAUAUUAACUACGAGGAAUUACAGAAACUUGAUGUUAAAAAUGUUUUAAAGUAUUAUGAUGAAAACUGGCAUAACAUAAAAAAUGAAUGGGUAGAAGGUUUAAAGAGUUCAUGUUUUACUCUAAAUAAUAGCACUACGAAUCGUUUGGAGAGCAUCAAUCAAAAAAUUAAAUCGGGUGUUGACAGACAUAGUUCAUUAUGCCAAUUUUAUACCGAUUUCAAAACAGUGUUACAGUCCUUGAGAAUAGACCGGGAUCAUAGUGCCCAACUUUUGCUGUACAAAACCCCCGUUACUCACUAUCAAACUUCUUCCACCGAAUACCGAUAUAUGAAAUUGAUAACAGCAUUUGCGUGGUCGCAUCUUGAAAAGCAGUUUAAAUCUUUGCCUACAACAAUUAUAAAAAUAAAGAAGGAAAAUGAUCAAACUUUUAGUUACAACUCAGACAGAGAAGGAUUAAUAAGUGUUACAGUUGACAACUGUUCUUGUCGCUUUCGAAACCAAAUGAAGUUACCUUGUCGUCAUAUUUUAGCAGUUAGAAGACAUUCCAAUGCUGAAUUAUAUGAUGAAUUGUUGGUAAAUGAAAGAUGGCUUGUGAAGUAUUACCUUGAAAACCAUCGAGCAACUAUGAAAGACCUACCCAUUUAUGAUUCAAACCAUGAACUACUAACUGAACAUACCAUAAGCAAGCCAGUUUUAAAUCAGCACCAGAAAUUUAGAGAGGCUUCCAAAUUAUGCAAUUCCUUAGCUGUUACUAUAUCACAAUAUGGGAAUAAAAGAUACCGAGAAAUUAUGGAUCAAAUGAAACUGUUAAAGUCUUUUUAUCAAAGCAAGAAAAAAGUUUUAAUUGUUGAAGUGAUUGAUGAGAAAAGUAAUGAUCACAAUUCAUCAAAUAAUACGGAAAUAUGUGUUUUGGACGAUAACCACUACGAAUUACACGGAACUAACUCCAAAAUAUUAACAGAGGCGGCAGAUAUAUCAUUAGAUUUAGAACUGCCAGGAGAAUCAGAAACGUCAGGUACUGUAUUAACAGAAGAAGAAAUACCAAUUAGUUUAUUGGGUGAUAAUACGCACAACUGUCCAUCUCAAGAAAUUGACUCGGAAGUACUAAGACAUGAAGCAGAAAUAUUACCAGAAGGAACAGAAAUAUUAGAAGCAGAGAUUAUAUCAGAACCAGAAGAUUUACAACUCGCAAAACAAGUAGAAUUGAUAGAAAGAGAAAUGCUACCAGUAACAGGAAGUGUUUUGGAUGGUAAUAAACGCAACUACGAGUACUAUGUAUUCCAGAAAAAUGACAGCAAAGGGGAAGCAGAAAUAGUAGCAGAAGAAACGAUAUCAAAAAAUCUAGAAAUUUCAGAUGGAGUGGGAAAAAUUUUAGAAUCGAACAUCAGCAACAAACAUGAUAAUAUAGGAACUAGCAAGAAAUAUGUGUUACGUGAAAUACAAAUACCUCCAAAAAUGGUUAAAUGUGGAAGACCGAAGGGUUCAGAGUUAACAGUCAUUGGUACAAAAAGAAAAAGGCGUAAAGCAUCAGGUCCAUCCAACAACUGAAUUUUAUUUUUCAUUUUUUAUUUAUUUCGAUUUGGUUUAACUCUGUAAAGUUUCUUAUAAUAAUAAUGUAUUCUCAAUAAAUAAUGUUAAUUUGA